AUGAUGGCUCCUCAGCAGCUCCUGUCACCCAACCAGCUGCAGGCUCUGAUCCAACACAAACAACAAGCUCUCAUGCUCCAACAGCAACAUCUGAAGGAGUUUUACAAGAAGCAACAACAACAGAUUCACCUGCAGCUGCUUCAGCAUCAGCCCGGCAAGAAGGUCAAAGAGCUUCCUGCACAGCAGCUCGUGUUCCAGCAGCUCCUCAGGCUCCAGCAGCAGCAGCAGCUCCUGCGGGUGCAGAGACCAGUCCUGUCUUCCCCUGCCCUCUCUACAGGUCACUCCAUAAGCACUCCAACUGUACAAUGUGCUGUGUGUGUUUUUGAUGUUACAGUCAGUUUCAGUCCUGCGGAGAUGAUGCAGAUAUGGAAAGAGCUCACAAACGAAAUAACUGAAGAAAACACUCCAACAAAGGUCAAUCAGGACUCUUCUGCUAACAACAUCAUGUCGCCCAAAGUCCCAGUGAAAGUGAAGGCACACCAGCAGCAGACUUCUCCUCCUGGCGGGGCAGAGUGUGCUGUUAAAGCGGACCACAGCGCCACACACGCUCUCUACACUCAUGGUGUGUGCAGUUGGCCCGGAUGUGAGUGGGUUUGUGAAAACCUCAGCCAGUUCAUCAGGCAUUUGGGCAGUGAGCACGCUCUGGAUGACAGGAGUACAGCACAGUGCAGAGUCCAGAUGCAGGUGGUUCAGCAACUUGAGCUCCAGCUCGGCAAAGAACGGGACCGCCUGGGCGCGAUGAUGGCUCACCUUCACCUGCCGUCUUUAGGAACUCAGUCCAUCUCUGCACCCGCAAGACUGCAGUCACCUCAAUCUGAUACGGCCGCUGACCCGUGUGAUCUGCAGCUCGGUUCGGUCUCUGCCACCGACGACCCGUCCUCGCUGAGCCCGUCAGACUCAGCUCAGGUUUCUCCCCGACCUCAUGGCCCAGUCAGCACGCCCUCCCUCGAGUGUGAGGAAGACUUUCCCACUCAGACUUCAUGUGCGGGGGCCAUAAGACGUCGUCAUCACCCUCUGCUCUAUUUAAUGUCUCCAGAAAAUGAAUAUGAGCUGUACAAGAACACGGACAUCAGACCACCAUUCACAUAUGCAACCCUGAUAAGACAGGCGAUCAUGGAGACAUCAGACAUGCAGCUAACACUCAACGAGAUAUACAACUGGUUCACACGGACGUUUGCUUACUUCCGACGAAACGCUGCCACAUGGAAGAACGCUGUGAGACACAACCUGAGCCUGCACAAGUGUUUUGUGCGCGUGGAGAACGUGAAAGGCGCCGUGUGGACGGUGGACGAGGUGGAGUACCAGAGGAGGAGGUCUCAGAAGAUCACAGGGAGUCCAUCUCUGAUGAAACACGUGUCCUCCAGCCUGGAUUAUGGGACUGUUCUGAAUGUCGGCUUGAAGACGGCGCUGUCUGAGGCGUCUCUGCCAGGUUUCAGGGAGUGUGUCGGCAGAAACUCCAAAAGGCCGAUCCCGGAGAACAAAGUAAUGAACAGGCACCGUAUCAAGCAGUCGCUUUUCCUUAAAGAUGAGAGGCUGAAUCUGAUUGACCAAGAAUCGGUUAAACCAGGAAGUCUGCAGGAUGAGGUCGAACAUGAAGACGAUUUGUUCGACCUUGAAUGACUAAAGAAACGCUUCUCGUCUGAAACAAUCAGCUGCAAAGACGAGAGACGCCCUUUGUUCACAAUCAGGGAAGUAGCCCAACAUUAAGCAUUAGAACUUCAGUGUAAAGAAUCGGACAAAAUCAACCAAAAUACAAAGUAACUUCCUGCAGGGCGUAUUUAUUUCUGCUCAUGGAAACUGAUUGGUGUUUGUUAUCUUUGCAGUACUCCACCUUAGCUUCAGAUCAUUCAGAAACUGAAGUGAAAAAUGAUUUUGAUCUGCUAAAUCUUUAACAUUUGUGCAGAUGCCACACUUUAAAUAAUUAUGAAGGAGAAAGGACAUUAAAGAAUUCAAGAAAGGAAUCAAACUAAAGCAAAAACAACAAAACUUGUUUUCUUUUAAUCAAGGGGGAAAUAAUACUUUGUCGACCCAUAAAAAAACCCAUCUUUUUGUGGAAAUAAUAAAUCAUCAUGUCCAAAGUGAGUGAUUCACAGAAUAUUUGCUACAUGAGGAGAGUAAAAAGUUUAUGUUUCGUGUGUUCAUUGUCAGAGCUAAAAGAAAAAAAAAACACAAUCUGAAUGUGAAUGCUGCGUCACUGCGAAGAGAGAGACCUUUUUUAUGUUAUUUAAAAAAAUAAAAACCUGUACAGCUUGUGCUGUGGCUCCUGUUUGUUAUCCGCAUAGAUGAAAACCUCUUGUAAGAUGCAUCGUGUCCCCUGUGUCUCUUCCUGUGUCUCUUCCUGUUUCUCUGUGUGUAACACAACUCUUUAAUUCAGCGCUUUGUUCCUGAAACAAUCAGCCGUGUUCCAAACAUUACACUUUGAUAAUAUUUGGAGUAUUUACAAUAGAAACUAUGACCAAACAACAACUCUGUCUUUAUGCUGCUUAUUGUGUCUGAUGUUACAAAAUGACAUGUUCUGUGUUGUUCGUCAAUGAAUGCUGAUGAGUUUAUCAUUGAUAUACCUGUGAGUGACGGCUUUGAGGUAAAUGUAUUUAAAACUCUUUAUUUAAAUGACAUGCACUGUUGAACCACCCGUAUACAGAUUCAAGUUUCACCACAUGAUGCCAUGUCACAGUUUAUGUCGAUUGUUUGGACAUUUUACACAAAAAUAAAAAUAAAAAUCACAUUAUCUGGCUUUACUCUCAUGUUGUCAUGUUCAUACGUCUGUGAGUAACUAAAUAAAAAACAAAGGAAGGAAUUACAUUUUCAAAUGUGACG
Messenger RNA from Labrus bergylta (ballan wrasse), 2817 nucleotides. NCBI's taxonomy places the organism in Eukaryota, Metazoa, Chordata, Actinopteri, Labriformes, Labridae. The record is from RefSeq and is a predicted model, not a curated record.